Molecule: messenger RNA, 746 nt
Organism: Vitrella brassicaformis
Lineage: Eukaryota; Vitrellaceae
Source: the annotation of a GenBank genome assembly
AUGCGGAUGAAUGGACCUGGCGGGCCUGGGUCAUUCCCAGCGCCAUCCGGUCCCAAGGUACGAAGCUGCCUGCGCUGCAUCGCAUCGCAGCGGCCUUUGAUUUGCCGCGUUGGCUUGCGUGGUGCAUCCACAGGUCACGUUUCUCACGAAGAAGCAGCGUGAGCGGCUCGCCCUCCAACAGAAGCAAGAAGCUGAGGAAGCAGAAAGGCUGAAAGCUGAAAAGCAGGAGGUCCUUCGUCGUGAGUUUUUGUUGUCUGAGGAGCUGCAGCGCGAGAAGGAGAGGCAACUGCGCAUGAAAGAAAGGGAGCGCGCACGUGAAAAGAAGGAGGAGAGGAGGACCAAAGAGGAGAAUGCGCAUCGAGAGCAGAAGGAGUAAGCAUGAAAGCUAUCCCUUGACGAAUCGUCAUCUUCGUGAUUGAUGGCAUGGAACAGGAAACGGCCGAGCGACAUCCAACCUGGAAGCGGAGAUCGACAGGUGUCUUCAUGUCUGGACGUGCGCGCUUCGGCCAACGUAUAUACCUGAUGCUAUGUGUGUAGGAUCGACAGUCCUCAUCCCUCGCGCAUUUGGACAUGCUGCGGCUCCCAGAGAGCGAGAAGCGCGCCAGACAACAAGAGAAAGAGCUUGCUCAGGUCGGCAUUCUUGAUAUUCAGACGGGCUCGACGUGAAAAAUGGUGUGUCUUUUGUUUGUUUCUUUGUGCCUCAGAUCAAAGAACACGUAGGGUUUAGGCAGGGCAGCACGCGCUGA